Messenger RNA from Malassezia japonica, 999 nucleotides. RefSeq names its product DNA-directed RNA polymerase core subunit rpc40 (gene RPC40). The transcript has a single exon. The record is from RefSeq and is a predicted model, not a curated record. The coding region runs from base 1 to 999 and encodes 332 amino acids. Gene Ontology annotation, cellular component: RNA polymerase I complex; RNA polymerase III complex. Gene Ontology annotation, biological process: DNA-templated transcription. Gene Ontology annotation, molecular function: protein dimerization activity; DNA binding. NCBI's taxonomy places the organism in Eukaryota, Fungi, Basidiomycota, Malasseziomycetes, Malasseziales, Malasseziaceae.
AUGGACAAGAGGAACAUUGUUGAAGUGCUUCCUGAGAGGGUCGGGAAUGUCUCAUCGUCUUCGUACCCGUUGCAGGUUCCCGGCGAGUCUGGCGCAUGGAGCAAUGAAACCUUUGACGAGAACCUGCGCGUGGUUGUGACGCGCCUGACUACGGAGCAGUGCGAGUUUGAGAUGGUGGGAGUAGAUGCUUCCAUCGCCAACGCAAUCCGCAGGACACUCAUUGCCGAGGUUCCCACUGUUGCCAUCGAGCAUGUCUACAUCUGGAACAACACUUCCAUUAUCCAGGACGAGGUGUUGUCUCACCGUCUUGGUCUGGUCCCUCUUGCGAUCGACCCCUCACGGCUGACUUUUAAGAUGGAUGACGAGGCCAAUGACCAAAAUACGGUUGUAUUCAACCUCAAAACCGAGUGCAGGAAGAAGGCUGGCUCGAAGGAUGGCGCAGUCGAGGGCCGCUACGUCUACUCUUCUCAGCUCGAAUGGGACCCGAAAGGCGACCAAGCCGAGACCAUGGCAGAUGCGCCUCCCAAGCCCGUGAACUCUGAUAUCGUCAUUGCGAAGCUCGCCCCUGGCCAAGGCAUGGAGAUGGAGCUGCACUGUGAAAAAGGCAUCGGUAAGGACCACGCGAAGUUCUCUCCUGUGGCCACCGCUUCCUACCGCCUGCUCCCCUACAUUGAGAUCCUGAAGCUUGUGCCUGAGCCGCUGAUACCCAAACUGAUUUCGUGCUUCCCUGAAGGUGUGCUUGAGCGCGGUGGUGAAAAUGGCGUCCAAGUCGCCGAUGCACGGAAAGACACCGUAAGCCGGGAAGUGCUUCGGCACCCCGAAUUUGAGGGCAUGGUGCGGCUGGGUCGUAUCCAGGACCACUUCCUCUUCAGUGUCGAGUCGACUGGUGUCUACGAGCCCGAGGCCUUGGUGCCUGCAUCGGUCGACGUGCUUCGCAAGAAGCUUGCUCUGCUCAAGCUGGCGCUCGAGGCGCUGCCGACCGAGACUGUUCAUACAUAA